Messenger RNA from Polistes canadensis, 920 nucleotides. Its product is annotated as PCNA-associated factor-like. The record is from RefSeq and is a predicted model, not a curated record. The coding region runs from base 89 to 373 and encodes 94 amino acids. Gene Ontology annotation, molecular function: chromatin binding. Gene Ontology annotation, biological process: regulation of cell cycle; translesion synthesis. Lineage: Eukaryota; Metazoa; Arthropoda; Insecta; Hymenoptera; Vespidae. Gene Ontology annotation, cellular component: nucleus. The transcript is spliced from 4 exons.
GUACAUAAGGGACUUCUUCAAAUUUAUACCAAAAAAAUAAAGGAUAUUUUAAAGGAUAAUUAUUAAAUUGAAAUAUAUUAUUUAAAAUAUGGUUCGUACCAAAGCAGAUCGUUUACCUGCAAAAGCUGUUGGUGCUAAGGCACCGCACAAACUUUCAAGUACAACAGAUGGAGUGAAGAAAACAGGAAACAAUAAAGUAAGGGGUUACACUGGUGGAAAUCCAUAUCAUCCAAGACAAACUCCAAAUUGGCAAAAACCAAUAACAAAUUUUAUGAAUCAAAGCAUUACCAAUACCGAUAAUGUUGCAUCCUCAUCAAAUGAUAAUGAAAACGAGGAAAAUCAAAGUGAUACUUCCAUUGUUGAAAAUGAUUAAAAGGAAGGAAUCAAUAUUUUAUUAUUUGGACGAUAUAGAAAGAACUUUGUUAUAUUUUAUUCAUCAAAGAUAUUUAUUAUUUAAUUAAAAUAUACAAAUAGUUUCAAUUUUUGACAAAAAAUGAAAAAACGAUCAAAAGCAAUUACUUUAUUAUAACUGUGAUUAUAAAAAAAAGAUUAUAAGUGAUAAAUAAUUUAGUUUUAUAUAUAUAUAAGUAUAUUUUAAUUUAGCCGUUUAAAUAUUACCCAUCGACAUAGUUUUGAAAACCUUGCAUUGAUGAAAUAUAUUUAAAUGUAUUGGAAUUACUUCAGGAACUUGAAACAUCUUAAGUGCUUUUGUUACAAUGUAAAAAAAUGGAGGAUCAUCAAUCAAGGUCUUAUUCCUAUUUAUCUUGAACAUAUCUUUUUUGCUAAUUGUAAGAAAAAAAGACCAAAAUAAAUUGGACCAAGCAAGGCCUCAGUGUAGGAGGUAACUUCCCCCUCAUUUGACUUAAGUGGAAAUCCUUUAGAAUGGCUAUUAAAUCACAUUGUGGAGUUAGUACCACUGA